AUGGCAACAACUUAUGUUCAAGAUGACACCGUUGAUCCAUCGUUCAAAAAUAUACAAGGAUUGAAUCUUGAUGAUAAAAGAACCCAAGCGAUUCUUCUAAGGACGAAAGGCUUUGCAAAAAAUUAUCCAAGAAUGGACAAAACUGAAAUGUUUACUGCUUACGAAUGUUCAUCGAUUAGCAUAUAUUUGAAUGGGACAAAACCGGGCUUUAAUACCACGAAACACGAGGUUGACCACAUUUUGAGUGUUUCAUAUCAAAUUUUCAGAGACUAUUGUGCUUUAAUGUGUCAUGGAUUACAAGGAGUUACCGAAAAUUUAACAUUCAAUUGUAAAACUGGUGAGGUUUGUCCACUAAUGAAAAAACAUAAGAAGACUGCACGGACUUUUUAUGCUGUUCACCGAUCCACCAUUCAAAAUUUUGAUCUAUUGAGAUCAAUCUUUCUUUACACAUGGGAUCAGUAUUUUGGGGAAGAGGGUGUUUGUCCAUGUGUUGAGGUCGGUGGUGAUCUACUUGCAAUAGCCAAUGAUCCCCCCGUAAACACAUCUACUUCUGGAGAUGGUCUUCUCAAUCCAUAUAGUGAUGUUGGUGAUGUUCCGCGUGUGAUAGCUGAUGAUCCCCCCAUGAACACAUCUACUUUUGGAGAUGGUCUUAAUCCAUAUAGUGAUGUUGGUGAUGUUCAGCGUGUGAUUGCCAAUGAUCCCCCGGUAAAUAAUAGUGUACUUCAGCAAACAAAUAAGCGUACUCAUGAUGACACUGAGAAGGAUAGUUCAAGUGAUUCCGAGGUGAGAAUACUGAAACUGUAUGUUGCAAGUACUCCACCUGACACCGAACACAAUGUUGGUUGA
This is a messenger RNA of Trifolium pratense (red clover), 846 nucleotides long. RefSeq lists its product as uncharacterized. The record is from RefSeq and is a predicted model, not a curated record. Lineage: Eukaryota; Viridiplantae; Streptophyta; Magnoliopsida; Fabales; Fabaceae. The transcript has 6 exons. The coding region runs from base 1 to 846 and encodes 281 amino acids.